Lathyrus sativus (Indian pea) is the source of this 1014-nucleotide messenger RNA. The record is from the annotation of a GenBank genome assembly. NCBI's taxonomy places the organism in Eukaryota, Viridiplantae, Streptophyta, Magnoliopsida, Fabales, Fabaceae.
AUGGCUGGUUUGUUCUCACUAGGAGGAGGAAGAGGAAACAACCAAGAAGGCGGAGCAUCGCAACAACAACAACAUCAGCCAGGUCAGAUUCCUCCUCAAGAGACUCUAUUCUGGUACAACAAAAACGAUGAUGUUUCAUCUUAUAGAGGAAAUUUAGAACUAUGGAACCAGCACCAACAGCACCAUCACCACCACCAACAACAACAACAUGAUCAUCAACAAGGUGAAGAAGGUGUUAUAGCAGGACAUGCUGCACGGCCGUUUUUCUCGCGAGAUCUGUAUGGAUUAGGCGUGGGACCGAGUAGGGUUUCAUCAGAUGAUCAACAACAUCAGACGUUGAAUAUGGGGAUGAGGUCUUCUUCAUCUGGCGGUGGUGGUGAAGGGAUAAGUUGUCAAGAUUGUGGCAACCAAGCUAAGAAAGAUUGUCCUCACAUGAGAUGUAGAACUUGUUGCAAGAGUCGUGGAUUUCAGUGUCAAACUCAUGUGAAAAGCACUUGGGUUCCUGCUUCACGACGCCGGGAAAGACAACAACAGUUAUCAUCUUCUUCAUCUUUACAACGAGACAUUUCUAAACGCCCCAGAGACUCCAACGCUCUUGUUUCCACACGCAAUUUUCCAUCAGGUUUAGAGGAAGCAAAUUUUCCUGCUAUUGUAAGCUCACCAGCUGAGUUCAGGUGUGUAAGGGUUAGCUCAAUAGACGAUGCAGAUGAAAGGUUUGCAUAUCAAACGGCUGUCAACAUUGGAGGACAUUUGUUCAAAGGAAUUCUCUAUGAUUUUGGUCCUGAAAACACUAUCAACAACAAUAACAAUACUUAUAAUAAUAGUAAUUACAUGAUUGGCGAAACCUCCGGGGGCGGUGUUCCCGUUGCUCAACCGUUGAACCUGAUCGCCGACUCUGAUACCACUGUUGUUUCCUCGGGAGCACUUGUUGAUCCUUCUUCCUUGUAUUCGGCUCCGAUGAACGCCUUCAUGUCGGCUAGUGGUACGCAAUUCUUCUCUCGUCCAAGAUCUUGA